Polypterus senegalus (gray bichir) is the source of this 2223-nucleotide messenger RNA. Its product is annotated as transforming growth factor beta-1-induced transcript 1 protein-like. The record is from RefSeq and is a predicted model, not a curated record. Bases 332 to 1885 code for a protein of 517 amino acids. The transcript is spliced from 12 exons. Lineage: Eukaryota; Metazoa; Chordata; Cladistia; Polypteriformes; Polypteridae.
GGACGGGGUGGAGGACCGAGCAUGGGAGGUGGGGGGCACGAUUCCUGACUGGGACGCUCUAAACUCGCGCGGCCUCUGUGCGGUUAAUGCUGUUCUCAAAAGAUACGCCUUUUUUUUUCAUUCCCCGAAUCUCGGCAAAUAACGGACUCCUCUCUCCCGCUGAGGCACUGAACAGCGCCUGGGAAUCGGAUAGGAGCACAAAACAAGGAGCGUGGACUGAGCGCCAAAGGAAAAAAAAAACGACAGGAAUAGAAAAAGAAACAGAGAGAGAGAGAGAGGGGGAAAGAAAAAGAGAGCGAUCGGAACAAGAACAAGAGAGAGAGAGCAAGGCAUGGAUGACCUCGAUGCUUUGCUUGCUGACCUGGAGACCACGACCUCCCAUAUUGCAAAGAGGCCAGUACUUCUUUCUGACCCCCUGCUUGGACCGCAGGCUGUUUCUAGCGACACGGGACUGGGUCAGGUUUACUCAAACGGGACGGAAAAUGAUGUCAGGCCACUGCCACCUGCAUAUACCCCUCAACAGACCGUUUCCACUGCUAUGAAGUCUGGACCCCUUCCUCAAGUCAAGGAUGCCGAACGACUGUACAGCACCGUGUGCAAACCAAAGUCUCCUAAAACCAAAGAACAGAUGGGUUUAAGUUCUUCCUCUGUCUUGGGAGGAGGACUCAGCGAGCUGGACCACCUGCUGCAAGAGCUCAAUGCCACCCAGUUCAACAUCACAGAUGAGAUCCUGGCCCAGUUCCCCAGCAGUAAGACAGACGAAGCAGAGAAGCUGAAGCAGUUCCAGGCAUCUGUCAUCAACAGCCCUAGAAGCAAAGAUGAAACAGCUGCGGCCUCCUCGGGCUCCGGCUCUGGACAGUCCCUGAAGCCUUCGGCCACUGCAGCCACCCUGGAACUGGACAAGCUGAUGGCCUCCCUGUCUGACUUUAAGGUCCAGACGAAUCCCCCAGAUCCAGCGCUUCAGCCGACCUCCACAGCGAUCUACCUGCACCCACUGAACUCCGGCGUACCGACGGACCUCCAGGAUUCGCCUCCUCCUAGCAGCUCCGCCCCUGCGAUGACUCAGCCUCGGCCGACAGCCCCUCCUCCUCCUCAGAGCAGCGGCUCAUUGGACAGUAUGCUGGGCCUCCUCCAAUCAGACCUGACUAGGCAAGGCAUUCCAACCACCGCCAAGGGAACCUGCGCCGCGUGCCAAAAGCCCAUAGUCAGCCAGGUGGUCACCGCACUCGGGCAGACUUGGCACCCUGAGCAUUUUGUCUGCACACACUGCCAGAAAGAGAUUGGCGCGAGCAACUUCUUUGAGAAAGACGGACUCCCAUAUUGUGAGGAAGACUACUUCAUGCUCUUCUCGCCCCGCUGUGGCCUGUGCAACCAGCCCAUCCUAGACAAAAUGGUGACGGCGCUAGACAAGAACUGGCACCCAGAGCACUUCUGCUGUGUCAAGUGUGGACGGCCCUUUGGUGAGGAAGGUUUUCAUGAGCGGGAUGGCAAGCAGUACUGUCAGAAGGAUUUCUUUGCCAUGUUUGCCACCCGCUGCCAGGGCUGCAGCCAACCCAUCCUUGAGAACUACAUCUCUGCACUGAACGUGCUCUGGCACCCGGAGUGCUUUGUGUGUCGGGAGUGUUACACACCAUUCAUCAAUGGCUCCUUCUUUGAGCAUGAGGGACAACCGCUAUGUGAGACCCACUACCAUCGCAGCCGGGGCUCGCUGUGCUCAGCGUGUGAGAAGCCGAUCACGGGACGCUGCAUCACUGCAAUGGGAGCCAAGUUUCACCCAGAACACUUUGUCUGUGCCUUCUGUCUAAAGCAGCUCAAUAAAGGGACCUUCAAGGAGCAGGGUGACAAGCCCUACUGCCACCCCUGCUUUUUUAAGCUAUUUGGGUGAAAAUGGAGGGGAUGGGCAGAGUGCUGCACACAGCUAGCAAAGCUACAGCUUCAAGUUUUAGGGUAACAACACUGACGUCUUCUGUGCGAGGCUCCUUCAUUCUCUCUCUCUGUAGCAUUGGCCUGCUCACUGCUCAGGUCUGCCAUCUAAUGGCAGUUGUUGAAAUUGCUCACAUACUGUUAAUUUAUAUGAAAGUCAUCUGACAUCCUCAACGUGUACAAAUAGCACUCUGUUUUAAAGUUGACAUAUUUCGUAAAAGAAAUGUUUCUGAAUAGGAAAUGUGGAAAAAAAAUGCAUCAAAGUGAAAUAUUUCCAAUAAAUCUAAAUCAGUACAACGA